Messenger RNA from Choloepus didactylus (southern two-toed sloth), 3343 nucleotides. RefSeq names its product unc-5 family C-terminal like (gene UNC5CL). Gene Ontology annotation, biological process: netrin-activated signaling pathway; positive regulation of canonical NF-kappaB signal transduction; positive regulation of JNK cascade. The transcript is spliced from 9 exons. Bases 305 to 1861 code for a protein of 518 amino acids. Gene Ontology annotation, molecular function: protein binding; netrin receptor activity. NCBI's taxonomy places the organism in Eukaryota, Metazoa, Chordata, Mammalia, Pilosa, Megalonychidae. Gene Ontology annotation, cellular component: membrane. The record is from RefSeq and is a predicted model, not a curated record.
CACAGCUACUCCUCCACCUCAGCUGGACUUUGCCAACAGACAGGUCAAGCUCCUCCACCCGUCUUUAGGGCAGCUGGGAGGCGGGACUCUGCUGGGAAGCGCCAGGCCACUCCUGCCCGAUUCCCUACCCACCUCCACUUGUCUGCUAGCCUGGUGACUGGGUCUCGCUGACCUCUCUUUCCAAGAGAAGGAACUACUGUUCCUGGACAAGCCACCAGCCUGUGGGAGCCCCUAGACAGUAAGGCCCCUGGCCUUCGCUGGCACAGGGGUGUAGGGAAGGCAGUGACAUCGUGGGACCAGGCGGAUGCGCCCCGAUGAGAGUUCCGUCCAGCCCUCCCAGUUCCUACUUCUGGUGGGGGUCCCAGUGGCAAGUGCCCUCCUUCUGGCCCAGUGUCUCCGAUGGCACUGUCCUCGCUGGCGGCUGGGGGCCUGCCGGAAGCCGGAUGGCCAAGAGGAGCCAGCGCCUGUGCCUAUCCCUCUAUCAGAAAAUGAGCCCCCGAGGCAGUGCCCACCGGCCACCGUGUCAGAGAUUGCUGCCUUCUACCAGGAACUGCACACACCCACCCAAGGCCAGACUGUCGUCCGGCAGCUGAUGCACAAACUGUUGGUGUUUUCGGCUCGAGAGGUGGAUUACCGGGGUGGCUGCCUGUUGCUCCAAGAUAUGGGCAUCUCCCUGCUCAUCCCACCAGGUGCUGUACCCGUGGGCCGCCAAGAGAGGGUGUCACUGGUCUUGGUGUGGGACCUGUCGGAUGCCCCGUCGCUGUCUCGAACCCAGGCUCUGGUGAGCCCUGUGGUGGCAUGCGGCCCCCACGGGACCUCGUUCCUGAAGCCCUGCACCCUCUCGUUCAAACACUGCGCCCAGCAGCCCAGCCAUGCCUGCACCUACAGCAGCAACACUACCUUGCUCGACACCAAGGCCUGGAGACCCCUGGGGCGGCCAGGGGCCCACACCUCCCGUGAUGAAUGUCGCAUCCUCCUCUCCCACUUCAGCCUCUACACCUGUGUGCUGGAGGUGCCUGUGGGACGGGCAGCCCGCAAGUGGCUGCAGCUGGCCGUGUUCUGCUCGCCCCUGGCACCGGGGCAGUCCCACCUGCAGCUGCGGGUCUACUUCCUCAACAACACACCCUGCGCCCUGCAGUGGGCCAUGACCAACGAGCAGCCACAUGGCGGACGCCUGCACGGGCCCUGCCAGCUCUUCGAUUUCACCGGGGCCCGAGGGGACCAGUGCCUGAAACUCAAGUACAUCUCCGAGGGUUGGGAGAAUGUGGAUGAUAGCAGCUGCCAGCUGGUUCCUCAUCUCCACAUCUGGCAUGGAAAGUGCCCCUUCCGCUCCUUCUGCUUCCGGAGAAAAGCAGCCAGCGAGAGUGAGGACUGCUCGGCAUUGACCAAUGAGAUCAUUGUUACCAUGCACACCUUCCAGGAUGGCUUGGAGACAAAGUACAUGGAAAUCCUCAGGUUCCAGGCAUCAGAAGAGGAAUCCUGGGCAGUGCCUCCCCCAGUCUCCCAACCGACCCCGUGCAAUAGACUGCCUCCGGAGCUCUUUGAACAGCUGCAGAUGUUGUUGGAACCAAAUAGCGUCACAGGCAAUGACUGGCGCAGACUGGCUUCCCACCUGGGGCUCUGCGGCAUGAAAAUCCGGUUUCUGUCCUGCCAGCGCAGCCCGGCAGCCGCCAUCCUGGAGCUGUUUGAGGAGCAGAACGGCAGCCUGCAGGAGCUGCAUUACCUCAUGACCGUCAUGGAGCGGCUGGACUGCGCCUCUGCCAUCCAGAACUACCUGAGCGAGACGGACCAUGGCAGCCCAUUCCUCGCCCUCAGGGGCGCCCAGGAUAACCAGGGCCUGGAGCUGGAUGAGAAGCUCUGAACACCCAGCUCGGGUGGGGCAGAGUGCAAGUCUGUCUGUAGCACCAUAGCAGGGGAAGGCGCUGGGCCCUAGGGGGGGCCCACAUCUAAGAAGGACACAGCAGCGGAUACCUCAGCAGAACCCUGGACCAGUCAUUGCCCAGGGCCCACUGUGAGGCCCAAGUGCUAUCGGCACCCUCCCUGAGGGGGCCCUUCCUUCUGGUUGGCAAACUUUCUCCAAAUGGCAGAUCCCUUCCUGGCCGGCAGGGGGUGCAGGAACCCAGGAGAUGGCCAGCCUCCUGGAAGCUAUUUAAUGGACCACCUGGAUCGUCAGCAGGGUGGGUUGCCCUGUUGGCGCUCUUUGGGGACUUGUCAGUCCACAAGUAUUCAUUGCGUACUUGGUACAUACCCAGCACCGGGCUGAGCAUCCCAAGGGAAAACUGGAAUAUAUGUGAUAGGGGUUGGAGCCUUGACACGUGCACACUUCUCCUGGGGAGUCAUGAUGUGGGCAAGCAAUGAGCUGUCUGGGCCUCAGGAUUUGAGAUGGGAGAGAGCUGAGUGUGGGCUGGGGCAGUGAGAAUGCUUCCUGGUGGGUGUUGGAGGGAGAGGAUUUGGACAUUCAAAGAGUAGUUCAGAGAUCUUCAGCAACAGGAAGGGGGCAAGAUGCUGGCGAGACUUUCUGAAGGAGCUGAGAGUGAGCAUGGAACGCUGGAGGCUUUAAAGAGACCAGCCCGAUGGGUGUGAGGUGAGGGCAGGGCGGGGUUCAAGGGCAGACUUGGAGAUGGUCAGUCAUACCUGACUGGCCACUUCUGUCUCCUUGGUCUUUCUGUGCUCCCUUAACCUCCUGCUCAUGUCUUGUCUUCCUUUCUUUUCUUCCAUGAUCUCUAUUAUAACAUGUUAACGCUGAAAAGAAAUGUCAUGAUUAUCUUUCUUUUAUCUCUGUCUCAAACUGAGAGGGCUUUAAAUGUCUCUGACUGUGUCUCUCUGUGGCCACCUCCCCGUGGUCUCCCUGUCCUGCUUGGCAUCCGUGUGACUCUCUGUUACAUGUCUUUGCAUCUUUUUUUCUCUACCUAGUUAUUGUUCUGUGCUGGGUCUUUGUGUUUCCGGCUCUGUCUCUGAAUUCCUCAGUCCUUCCCCUCAGGCCAAUGUCUGGGAGCCAAAGUUUGUCCCAAAGGCCGUUGAAAGAGGCUGGGCUACCCUAGGAAUGGAUGGGUGGGGAUAUUUUCCCAUAGACCAAAAUCCAGUUCAAGACAAGGAAAUAAAGGAUAGGGAUUAAACAACACCCCAUUCAGUCAACAAAUAUUUAUUCAGCACCUACUCUGCGUGGAAAAGAGAUGAAUAGGCUAGAUCCUGAAGGGGGAACAAAGGGGAUUUGACUCAAUUCUGGCAAUGCUGUUGUGUGCAAACAGGUGUUUUAAUUUGUUCAAGGGCAGGAAAGCAAUUUAUCUGACAAGAAAAACAAUUUGCUUCUGUAUUUAAUUAAAAAUAUUAAAGCUUUUUCUAU